Molecule: messenger RNA, 2135 nt
Organism: Carlito syrichta (Philippine tarsier)
Lineage: Eukaryota; Metazoa; Chordata; Mammalia; Primates; Tarsiidae
Gene: SLC2A6
Product: solute carrier family 2 member 6
Exons: 10
Coding region: 1-1530 (509 amino acids)
Biological process (GO): transmembrane transport
Cellular component (GO): membrane
Molecular function (GO): transmembrane transporter activity
Source: RefSeq, a predicted model, not a curated record
AUGCCGGGCCCGCUGGACAGGGCGGCCACCGGGCCCGGAAAGACCACAGUCUGGAAAGGAGGCAGACCCUGGUCCUUUCUGUCCACCGUCGUCCUCAGGCCCCUGCAGAACAAAAGGGUGUUCCUGGCCACCUUCGCUGCCGUGCUGGGCAACUUCAGCUUCGGAUAUGCCCUGGUGUACACGUCCCCCGUCAUCCCCGCCCUGGAGCAGUCCCUGGAUCCGGAUCUGCACCUGACCAAAACCCAGGCAUCCUGGUUCGGGUCCGUGUUUACUCUGGGAGCAGCGGCCGGAGGCCUCAGUGCCAUGGUCCUCAACGACCUUCUGGGCCGGAAGCUCAGCAUCAUGUUCUCGGCUGUGCCCUCAGUGGCCGGCUAUGCGCUCAUGGCGGGGGCCCGCGGCCUCUGGGCGCUGCUGCUUGGGAGGAUGCUGACGGGCUUUGCUGGAGGGCUCACGGCUGCUUGCAUCCCGGUAUACGUGUCUGAGAUUGCCCCCCCUGUCAUUCGUGGGACUCUGGGGGCCACACCCCAGCUCAUGGCAGUGUUCGGAUCCCUGUCCCUCUAUGCCCUUGGCCUCCUGCUGCCGUGGCGCUGGCUGGCUGUGGCUGGGGAGGUGCCCGUGCUCGUCAUGAUCCUUCUGCUCAGCUUCAUGCCCAACUCGCCGCGCUUCCUGCUGUCGCGGGGCAGGGAUGACGAGGCGCUGCGGGCGCUGGCCUGGCUGCGCGGGGCCGACACCGACAUCCGCUGGGAGUUCGAGCAGAUCCAGGACAAUGUCCAGAGACAGAGCAGCCGCGUGUCGUGGGCUGAGGUGCGGGACCCGCACAUGCACCGGCCCAUCGCCAUCGCCCUGCUGAUGCGCUUUCUGCAGCAGCUGACGGGUAUCACGCCCAUCCUGGUCUACCUGCAGUCCAUCUUCAACAGCACCGCCGUCCUGCUGCCGCCCAAGGAUGACGCGGCCAUCGUGGGGGCCGUGAGGCUCCUGUCGGUGCUGAUCGCAGCGGUCGCCAUGGACCUGGCCGGCCGCAAGGUCCUGCUCUUUGUCUCGGCAGCCAUCAUGUUUGCUGCCAACCUGACGCUGGCGCUGUACGUCCACUUCGGCCCGAGGCCUCUGACUCCCAACAGCACCGCAGGCCUGGAGAGCGUGCCCUGGGGGGGCACGGAGCAGCCCCUGGCCGCACCUGCCAGCUACCUCACCCUCGUGCCCCUGCUGGCCACCAUGUUCUUCAUCAUGGGCUACGCCAUGGGCUGGGGGCCCAUCACCUGGCUCCUCAUGUCCGAGAUCCUGCCCCUGCGCGCCCGCGGUGUGGCCUCAGGACUCUGUGUGCUGGUCAGCUGGCUCACCGCCUUCGUCCUCACCAAGUCCUUCCUGCCAGUGGUGAGCGCCUUUGGCCUGCAGGUGCCUUUCUUCUUCUUCGCGGCCAUCUGCCUGGUGAGCCUGGUGUUCACAGGCUGCUGCGUGCCUGAGACCAAGGGCCGGUCACUGGAGCAGAUCGAGUCAUUUUUCCGCACCAGAAGGAGGUCCUUCCUGCGCUAGAGCAGAGUCCCUGCCUGGAGGGGCCAGACCACCGGGUGGCAGGGCCUCUGCGUGGGCUGCAAACUUGCACCCUAGGACCAGGAGGCAGCAGCCAGAGCACAAGAGGACUGGCCAGGAGUGUGACUGGGCCCCACCACGGCAUGCUUUCUGGCUCUGACCAGGCAGUACUGUUGUCCUGCCACAGCCCGGCUCAGGCAGCCCACGGAGCUGCGUUCAGAUCAGCUGAGACCACCAGCAAGGAGGCAGCCAAGGCCACAGGAGAACAUGUGACCUGUUGUCCAGGGGCAGGGCCCUGCAGGCGACCUUGGGCCCAGCUCCUUACUUAGGUGCAAGGGCACUCCUCACAGAAGGCUGCAGUGAAGACAGAGAGGACAGGGCUGGAGAUGGCAAAGCGGCAUGGCCAUUGUGUUCUGGACACUCAGCCGCCACCAAGCAUCUGGACAUAUGGACAUGUGGAAUGUGCUGGACUUUCACCAGUCAGGGCACAGGACCCAGGCGGCCACUCCCUCCCACCCAGCCCCUGGAAGCAGGCAGCUCCUGGCUGCAAACUGUGUUCACCCUCUUUGUACAAAUAAAGACAGAGGGCUGCAGCCCUAGAGGAUGGA